UGUUGUGGGGCCUCGGGCUGGGCUUUGCCAUCACCAACAAACAGGACAGAGUCACAAGCACAAUGAAACCCAGCUGCUGAGUGACGAGCAGAGAACAGCUGUCUCAAAUCACUCUCUCGCGCGCGCGUAUCCCGAAGCUAUUGGGGGGGCUAGCAAGGUCAUUGGACCACGCUCGUCACCGGCUUCGGGAACCUGCGCUGUCUAUAAGAGAUGCUAUGCCCUGACGCCUUGCGAUUGACAAUGGAAUUCUUGAUCAGACCUCAUCACCCUCAUUUUUUUAAGCACGUGAACUCAAGAACUUUGGAAUUUAUUUAUCCUGCCCAGCCCAGCGUGACGCGGUAAUCCACAAUGUCUACCUUCAACGCGAUCAAAAAGAAGAUACCCGUAGGCUCCAUCAUGAAGGGGGCCCAAAAGAUCACCCUCUCUGUAGCCACAGAGACGUCGGCUUGGAAGCGCCCUGAAUCCAUCGCGUUGCAGCAAGGCCCCGGCUUUGAACGAGCAGUUCGUGAUCGGGUGGACUUGAUCCCCGAUGGAACGGUGGACGUGUGUCAAAGAGAGAAGGAACACACAAGUGACGAUCCCGUCGAGCACUACACCGGGGUUUGUUUUGACGCAGACGGAAACGGCAAGAGCGUCCAUUUCCCUAAGAAAUAAUGGGUUGCUUCUGAAAAUGGUGUCUGGUUGGAAUGGAAGUGAAGGUACAUGUAUUCUCAGUCAUCGAUAGCGAUAAUGGCCCAAACGUCAAACAUCUGCAAACCAUGGGUCUUCCAGAAGCUCUUGGGCGCUUGGCCGGUCUCUCGGAUCCAAUUUCAUGAUCUUGCAAAUGAAGUCCCG
This is a messenger RNA of Canariomyces notabilis, 834 nucleotides long. RefSeq lists its product as uncharacterized. Bases 349 to 654 code for a protein of 101 amino acids. The transcript is spliced from 2 exons. NCBI's taxonomy places the organism in Eukaryota, Fungi, Ascomycota, Sordariomycetes, Sordariales, Chaetomiaceae. The record is from RefSeq and is a predicted model, not a curated record.